CCGAAGACCGCCCUGUUACUCCGCCCGACUCCACCGCGGGCAAGCGCACGACCCUAGCUCGACGCUGUUGGAGAAGCCAUGAAACUGGGCAGCCGGUCCUCCGCAGCAUCUCAAGAGGGCCGCGCUCCUGCCGAGGCCUGUCCUGACAUCGCGCCGCGCAACCCCCCCAGAAAAAAGGGGGGCCGCUCCCAGAACUCGGGCGCCUAGGGUCUCACCAGGCCCUUUCUCAGGCCGGCCGCGUUCCUUCCGCCCAGAUAGGGCAAAGAGUCCGGAUGCCUCGCGUGCGCCUCCGCCCGCGCUCCGAAGCGCCCCCUAGAAAGGAAGCCCGAGAGGCGGCCGCGCCUCUACGGCGAUUUUAUUAGCGCUCGGUUGGGGUUGCCCGGUCCGUCGGCGAGCUGGGCUUCCCCUCCCCUCCCCCUCUUCCCCGGCGCCCCUCCUGCCCUCCCCCGCCCGGCGGCCGGAACCUCCCUGCGGGGCGGAGUGAUACCGGCGGCGCCGUAGAGCGCGGCGCGGCCGAGAGGGGCGCCGGGGACUGCGCGGGGCGGCCGGCGGGCGGAGGAGGAGGGGAGAGAGGCGGGGCCGGGGCGGGUUGUUGUGAGGCGACUGCGCUACUGCCGGACCGGGGCGGUUAUGGCGGCUCCAUAUUAACACCCUCCUCCUCCUCCGCCGCCACCGCCGUCUCCUCCUCCUCCUCCUUUCCCUCCCGCCCGCGCUCGUAAGCCAUCUCCCCCUUCACCCUGACGCCUACCUCUUCUCCUCACCUUUCCCCCUCCCCUCUUCUACCAUGCCCGGCAUGAUGGAGAAAGGGCCCGAGUUACUGGGGAAGAACCGAUCGGCCAACGGCAGCGCCAAGAGCCCGGCGGGCGGCGGUGGCAGCGGCGCCUCGUCCACCAACGGCGGGCUGCACUUCUCGGAGCCCGAGAGCGGCUGCAGCAGCGACGACGAGCACGGUGAUGUUGGGAUGAGAGUCGGAGCUGAAUACCAAGCUCGGAUCCCUGAAUUUGAUCCAGGUGCUACAAAGUACACCGAUAAAGACAAUGGAGGAAUGCUUGUAUGGUCUCCAUAUCACAGUAUCCCAGAUGCCAAAUUGGAUGAAUAUAUUGCAAUUGCAAAGGAGAAACAUGGCUACAAUGUGGAACAGGCACUUGGCAUGUUGUUCUGGCAUAAACAUAACAUUGAGAAGUCCCUUGCUGAUCUCCCUAAUUUCACUCCCUUUCCGGAUGAGUGGACAGUGGAAGAUAAAGUCCUAUUUGAACAAGCCUUUAGUUUUCAUGGGAAGAGCUUUCACAGGAUUCAGCAAAUGCUUCCAGAUAAGACAAUUGCUAGCCUUGUGAAAUAUUACUAUUCCUGGAAAAAAACUCGAUCUAGGACAAGCUUGAUGGAUCGCCAGGCUCGUAAACUAGCCAAUAGACAUAAUCAGGGUGACAGUGAUGAUGAUGUGGAAGAAACACACCCAAUGGAUGGAAACGAUAGUGAUUAUGAUCCCAAAAAAGAAGCCAAGAAAGAGGGUAAUACUGACCAACCUGUCCAAACUAGCAAGAUUGGACUUGGGAGGAGAGAAUAUCAGAGUUUACAACACCGCCAUCAUUCUCAGCGUUCUAAGUGCCGUCCACCUAAGGGCAUGUAUUUAACCCAGGAAGAUGUGGUAGCUGUUUCCUGUAGCCCCAAUGCAGCCAACACCAUCCUGAGGCAACUGGACAUGGAGUUGAUCUCUUUAAAACGUCAGGUUCAGAAUGCUAAGCAAGUAAACAGUGCACUUAAACAGAAAAUGGAAGGUGGAAUUGAAGAAUUCAAACCUCCUGAGUCAAAUCAGAAAAUUAAUGCCCGUUGGACCACAGAGGAGCAGCUUCUAGCAGUGCAAGGUGUCCGCAAAUAUGGUAAAGAUUUUCAAGCUAUUGCAGAUGUAAUUGGCAACAAGACUGUUGGCCAAGUGAAGAACUUCUUUGUAAACUACAGGCGUCGGUUUAACUUAGAGGAGGUAUUGCAGGAGUGGGAAGCAGAACAAGGAACCCAGGCUUCUAAUGGUGAUGCUUCUACUUUAGGGGAGGAGACAAAAAGUGCUUCUAAUGUGCCAUCAGGGAAGAGCACUGAUGAAGAAGAGGAGGCACAGACCCCACAGGCUCCUCGGACUCUGGGUCCAUCACCUCCUGCCCCAUCAUCCACUCCAACACCAACAGCCCCCAUUGCCACUCUGAACCAGCCUCCACCACUUCUUCGUCCAACACUGCCUGCUGCCCCUGCUCUUCACCGGCAGCCUCCUCCACUCCAGCAGCAGGCUCGGUUCAUCCAGCCCCGGCCAACUUUAAAUCAGCCUCCACCACCUCUCAUUCGCCCUGCUAAUUCUAUGCCACCCCGUCUAAACCCAAGACCAGUGUUGUCCACAGUUGGUGGUCAACAGCCACCAACACUUAUCGGAAUUCAGACAGAUUCACAGUCCUCACUGCACUAAGAUUAAAUUGGACAGAGCUGCAGUAACUUUUCACCCCAUCAUUAUACCAGUGCUCACCUGACUGAUGCAAAAGAAGAAAGAAUAAUCCUUCCUAGAUACUGAGGCUGCAAACUAGUUCUGUGGCAGUGGGCUAGCAUAAGUAGAUGCCUAAGAAAUUUUUUAGUUCACGCAACUGAAAUGUUAUACAACAGAAAGCCUACAGUUAGCCUCCUUUCUAGAGUAUACAUUCAGCGACAUGAUCUCAUUAAAGGAAAAGAGAUUAAGUAUUCUAUAUACCGAGGGUUUUUGUUUUGUUUUUACUGUAUUUAUUUUAUUGAGAAUCUUUAUAUUCCUGCCUCUUCAUAGUCAAGGCUCUUAGUACAGGAAUAUUGACUUAGGAAUUGUGAAAACUCCUUAAGUUUCAUAAGUUAAGGAUGUUCGACUUUUUCUCUUUUUUGUUUAAUUUAAUUUUUAACAUUUUCCUAUGUUAGGAGUGCAAGAAUAGAUAGCCUGCAUUUCAGAUUUUGACAUAUGUUCAUUUAAUGCAUAUUUAAGAAAUUAUAGCUGCAUAUCCCUUUUUUCAAAAACUCUUGCUUUUUUUUCUAAAGGAAUUUAAAUAUAUUCCUUUAAAAGAAAGCAAUUUAAUCAAUUGCAAAGCAAUUAUAUGAACCCACAAAGAAUGUACUGAACCUGCUAACUCUUUAACACACAGUUUAGGGGUCCUAGUGCAAAGUCCUUGCUUAAAGGUCAUUGACUUGCCAUCUUGCAGUAGUAAGAGGAUCGGAAUAAUAAUUUUACAUAUAAAUGAGGAUUUAAUCUGUUAAAGUACAGUGUCUUUAAGUUCCUUGAAAAUGGAGUUAAUUUUGAUUUUUUUUUUUAAUCUUUCUAAAUGCUAUUGCUUUUAACUAGUAGUUGCCUACAUUGGGGACUUUAGAAGAGAAUUAUAUUUUGUCAGUUAUGUGGAGAUAGUAAUUAUGGAAGCAUUUAUUUACAGUACCCUUUUUGUGUUUAGGUUCUGAACUUUAAAUUGCCGUCAGACUUAUUAAUAUGGUCUGUAUUUAAUAUAAAGGAUGUUUUCUUGAUAAAUCUCUAUUGUACUAUUUGGAUGCAUUUGUGUAUUCCUUGCAGCUGACCUGUACUUCUGGGUUUGGUUUAGGGUUAAAUCAUCGACAUUAUUUCAUAAAAUAAAUUUAAGAAUUUGUUCUGUGUUAUCCAAAGAUGUAUCAGUAUAUUGUCACAAUUGUGCUGUUAACUUAAAAUGCUGAGACCCCUUUUAUAAAGAAACAAAUAAUUUCAAGUCUUCUUAAUUCAACACAUAAUCAUUAAGCACCUACGAAGAAUAUUUUACAAGUGAUAGUAUUUCAACAAUGUAUUACUAAUAUUUUUGAUACAGUGAUUUCAUAUUGGAAUCAUGACCUGUGCAAAGGGACAGAUCUCUUAGAUUGCUAUACUAGUGGAACUUAAGCUAAAUGUUUGCACAUUCACAUUCUCAUAUUUAGAACUAUUUCACGACAUGGUCAACAUCAAAGGCCCUAGUUUAUAUUUCGAGAUGUCAUAUAUUCCCCCAAUAUUGGGUAGUCCCUACCUUUGGCUCUAAAGUGUUAACGAGCUAUUGACUUAAAUCCAUUGAUUAGUUUUAAUUUUGAAGUUUAGACCACUUCUUUCCAUAAGGACCUUAAGUUCUGGCAUAAUCUAAAACUUUUUCCAGGAUGUGUUCUUUCUCUCUCAUUGGAUCACCUUAUGAUUUAAAAUUCCUAAUAUUCAAGAAUUUAUACUUAUUUUUACUUUAAUAGCCAUGGGGACAGUUAUAUAUCUUAAAGGAAAAUAUCUAAAGCAUUUUUUAAAGUAUUUAGAUUGUCUUGCAUAUGUGCAUACUAUACAGCUUCUAUUGUCUUGUCUCUUGUCAGUAGACCUUCAGUAUACAGUGUGUGGGAUAUGUGAGUCAAGUUGGUCAGCACCAGCGUCUGUCCAGCUGUUAAGUAUAUUGUGAUUCAUUUAAAAUCCAUUCUAUCCCAACCAUGGGCAAAGGUGCUGUAUCUGAGGGAUGUGCUGUAAUUUGAUUUACGUACACUAGAGCACACAGUAGAAAAAUCUUAGCUUCAUUAGUAAUAUGACACAUGUAUAUAGUGAGAUGUCUUUAUUGUGUGCUUUGCAUAUUUUGUAAAUAUUUUGCACGUCAUUAUUUUUCUUUUUUGUUUAAGCAGUGUUUGGCCUGGAAGAGUGAUAUGCUUGCUGCUUAAUCAAAGGAUUAAAGAGUUAAAGAUGUGUAUGUCUUCUAUUUUUAUAUAAUUUCAUGUUGUAUGAGAAAUUUAGGACCUCUUCACUGUGAAAUUCUAAAUACUGAUUUUUAUAAAAAGGAAAAAAAAAAAAGCAAAACCUGAAAA
Messenger RNA from Globicephala melas (long-finned pilot whale), 4812 nucleotides. RefSeq names its product REST corepressor 3 (gene RCOR3). NCBI's taxonomy places the organism in Eukaryota, Metazoa, Chordata, Mammalia, Artiodactyla, Delphinidae. The record is from RefSeq and is a predicted model, not a curated record. Gene Ontology annotation, molecular function: transcription corepressor activity. Gene Ontology annotation, biological process: regulation of transcription by RNA polymerase II; negative regulation of DNA-templated transcription. Gene Ontology annotation, cellular component: transcription regulator complex; histone deacetylase complex.